AUGUUAUCCCUUCGAGGCAUUACAGAGCACGAGACGUUUGAUCACCCAGUCGCUAUCAUGAUUGUUAUUUCGUCGACGAACCCUGAUCCUAUGGGAACCAUUACACAGCUAUACAACCCCAAUAUUCCGUCCUUUACAGUAGAUCGCCCUUACGUGGAUCCAAAUAUCUUACGAUAUUAUGUCUUACUACAUGAUCCUCACACCGCGUCCGAGAGCCAAGCACAAGAAACGUUCGAGAAAAUGCGCAAAACCUUGGGCCUGCAUUGCCAUUUACUCCGCAUCAAUUCCAAAGCACGUCCGCCUGAAACAGGACAUUUACUAGACGACACCGACGUACCAUCCGCUGAACACGACGCUGAUCCAGCCAUACGCGAAAUAUGGCAACAUCAACUUACCGAGUCGUACACAAUCGAAUCUCGAAUGCAAGCCUACGCUGCAGCCACUAAUUCAGGCAGCGUUGGUGUCUCUUCUUCAUCUUCAACAAAUGGCCUGGAUUCGCCUGCACUUUCAGGACACACACGUUCCAGUUCUGUUUCAUCCAACGUCAGCAGUCUACAGGGCAUUCCACCGCCUACCACGACGCUGCAAACAACGCCACUGGAAGUGGGCAACACGUCACUCGAGAACGAACAAUUACAGCAAGAACAACAAAAGCAACAUGAGCCCAUUUUGGAUGAAAGCACCGCGACUGUGACGAAACAGUAUGGUCGCUAUGUGACAGAUGACGACGUGAAUGCAUGUAAAGGAAUGGUCCGCGAAUUCGUGAUCCAAAGUAUGAUUCCGUUCAUGGAGCGCAAUAUUCAGCAUUGGAACGAGCAAGUGGCAUCUGCUAGACGCGGACUGACGGGUCGUCUGUUUGGAGCCAGUCGUCGAUUAUUUGGCUCGUCGUCUCGAACUCAAUCGACCCAUUCGCUGCAAACAAUUCCUGCUUCAGGACCGAACGUUCCUGCAGGGGUAACCCAAGUAACAAUAUACCCAUACAGUGCACCUGAGGCUCAGAUGCGAAAGCUGGCCGAUUAUGCAUUUAUGAUCCGCGACUACAAGUUUGCGCACACCAUUUACGAUACUGUUCGUCGAGAUUAUGCAACAGAUAAGGCAUAUAAGUACCACGCAGGCACCCAGGAAAUGAUUGGUAUCUGCCUCUUGAUGAUGAAUCAACACUUGCGCAGCAAAACAGACGUGGAUCGUAAUUUCGAACUCGCUGUACAACAAUUUUUGGGUCGAUGUCGAUCGCCUUUCCAAGCAACGCGUACAACAGUCAUGUACUACGAGUUACUGAAAGCACAUAGAAUGUGGAAAGAAGUGCCUACUGCGCUUGUCCGAAUGACAGGGGAAGACUCGGAUCUGAGAUCCGCUUUGUUUCUCGAACAAGCAGCACAUUGCUUUCUGCGGACGCCCAAGCCUAUGGUACGCAAAUACGGAUUCCAUGUGGUGAUGGCUGCUCAUCGAUACGGCAAGGCGUUGCAACGAGAACAUGCGCUGCGAUGUUACAAACUGGCUUCCUUGAUCUUUGAGGAUCAUACCUGGUCGAUUGCCAAGAGCCAUAUUCAGUUUGCGUUGGGACGUCAGUCUUUUCAUCUGGGCCAGCUUGAGGGAGCUGCCACAUACUUUGCGAAUGUGUUGGCAGAUGCCAAGCAGACUCCUCAACAGCAAGCUGCGCACGUGCGGGAAUUUAUGUUUAUCUAUCGACAAUAUACAAACUUGUCUGGCAUCGAUCCGUUGGAAGAAUCUUUACCUAAUCUUAGGCUACCGGUGUUUAAUGAUCAGCAUGUUCGAGUGAGCCUUUCAAAUGCACAGGCAAACAAUACAGAUAAUCAGGAAGAUUGGGCAGCAAUGGAACGCGAAUUGCUAGAGCAGAACAUUGCAAAGGGUUUCAUUUAUGGAUCUAAAAAGGCACUGGCUCUACAACAGCAACAUGAUAACCGUGUUAUUUGUGCAAUCGGAGAGCCGACCAUUGUUCAUAUCGAGGUAUCCAAUCCCUUACAAAUUGCUAUCCAACUGAACAAUAUUGUGCUGGGUUGCGAACACCGCGAAUCGAUCAAACCAUUUAAUGAGAAACGUGAUCCUGAAGCAGAAGCUUACGACACAAUGGUACACGGGACAUCCAUUGACAAUUCUAAUGACAUGUACAGUUUCGGUCCGUAUGAACUCCAGCAAAUCAACGAAAUCACGUUGGAACCAAUGGAAAAGCGAUGGAUCAAUCUUGCCAUCAUUCCACGUAAAGAAGGUUCUAUCCUUGUCAAGGGUGUACAUUACACAUUAAACGGCCUCGUCCACCGAUUCCACCCUAUCGUUAAAAAAGGAAAACGUUUAAAUGAUACACUAGAAAACCGAAGAUCGGUUGUCUACGGUCAAGAUCAUACACUAGACAUUAUGGUGACAUCCCCGAUGCCAUUAUUGGAUCUACAAUUCCAUAAUGUGCCUGAAACGAUUUUGUCAGGCGAAGUGGUUCAGACAGUGCUGGAAAUCAACAACAAGGGUAACAAAGGAUUGACAGCAUUACGGUUAAAGUCGAGUCACCCAAGCUUUAUUUGUAUUGGCAAUCCAGAGGAAAUGGACAAGCAAAUCUAUGGAGGGAAUGACGGAAAAAGCGAGAAAUUUGCUUUGGACAACAAAUUGUAUGAUCCAAGCGUCGUGUCUGUGUCAUUGCCAAAGAAAGAAGGAGGCAGUGAUGUGGGUGUUGUCAAUUCGGGACAGACAACGCUUGUACCACUAUGGAUUCGCGGCGAUCGGAUUGGCAAGCAUACAUUUAAAUUCUUGUUCUCUUAUCAGUCUGAGGAGGAUGAUGCUGCCAUUGCUCAUCGCACCAUGCGAUACACGUUAAACGUCCAAGUGCUACCUUCCUUGAAAAUCAAUGCCUUUACCCGUCCGAGCGCCGCGACAGUGAACGAGUACAUCCUCGGCAUAGAAAUCGAGAAUCUGCAGACAGUGGCUGGAUUCCAGCUUACUCAGCUUAAUGCAGCAAGUCCUAUAUGGUCGAUCGUCCCACUCAGCAUAUGUACCGAUUCAAAGCAAGACGUCGAAGCAAAGACGGCUAUACCUCCUCGACAAACCACUUUCGCAUACUACAAAGUUUCCAAACUACAAGACGUAAGCGAGGGGGCCAAGCCGGCAGCACUGAAUAUUACAAAACUGGUCUUUGUAAGUUUGUGUUUUCAUCUAUCUCUUCUCGACAACACGUACCCCUAG
Molecule: messenger RNA, 3189 nt
Organism: Zychaea mexicana
Lineage: Eukaryota; Fungi; Mucoromycota; Mucoromycetes; Mucorales; Lichtheimiaceae
Product: ER-golgi trafficking TRAPP I complex 85 kDa subunit-domain-containing protein
Exons: 10
Coding region: 1-3189 (1062 amino acids)
Biological process (GO): protein localization to phagophore assembly site; endoplasmic reticulum to Golgi vesicle-mediated transport
Cellular component (GO): phagophore assembly site; TRAPPIII protein complex; cytoplasmic vesicle
Source: RefSeq, a predicted model, not a curated record